ACUCCCUAAGAAAGAUACUGCUAAAGAUUUCCUCACUGAAAUGGAGGAGCAAUUUAAAGGCUCCGACAAAGUGUAUGCUCAUGAGCUUUUUGCUAAACUUCUUCAGAAAUACACUAUUGACGGAAAUGUUAGGCAGCACAUAUUGAGGGUGGUAAAUGCUUUCACCAAGCUUAAGGCUUUGGAGUGUUCUUUAAGUGAAGCCCUUCUUGUCAUAAUUAUUCUUGAGUCUCUUCCUGAAGAGUUUGAACAAUUUAAGGUCAACUAUAACUCUCUAAAGGAAAAAUGGCCACUCUCUGAGAUGACCGCAAGGAUCGUCCAGGAGGAAGAAAGGAUCAUGAGGCAGAAGAAAGACCAUGUCUUUCAUGUUGGCUCUAACAAGAGAAAGCAUGACGGACAAGGUUUCCCUAAGCCUCAGAAAAGGCAAGUCAAGAAAGAAGGCACUAAGCCAUUCAACCCUAAGGCAUUCAAGGGUAAAGAAGCUGGUGGUUCUUCUUCUGCUCCUAGCAGCUCCACUGCUGGAGAAAAUGCUUGUAACUUCUGCAAAGAAGAGGGACACUAUCAAAGGGACUGCCCAGGCUUUCUAAAAUGGAUGAACAAAAGAGGGAUUCGAUACGAUCCAAACCAUAAGAGGAGGAACAAGAAAACUUAAGGUUGCGAACGGAGUUGAGGCCGAUGUUGAAGCUG
Molecule: messenger RNA, 684 nt
Organism: Triticum aestivum (bread wheat)
Lineage: Eukaryota; Viridiplantae; Streptophyta; Magnoliopsida; Poales; Poaceae
Exons: 2
Coding region: 41-649 (202 amino acids)
Molecular function (GO): zinc ion binding; nucleic acid binding
Source: RefSeq, a predicted model, not a curated record